AUGCUGACUGCAAAGAGAGCGCUAUUUGCAGGAUUUCGGGCUUAUAUCCAAACACAGCGACCUCUGGCACGGGGAGAUUUUCAAAAGCCUUUACGCCUGGCCGCUGGCGUUGUUUCACAAUACCCGUUUACAAGUAGCGCAACACAGAUGCGCCACCGGCAUCGUGAGUUCGAAGUGGAUGGCCCGUUCCAGGAAGAGCUAGACGAUCUUCGGCAUGAAGAAGAAGAAGAAGAGUAUCUUGAUGGAGAAAAUGAGGAAGAGUUUGUUGAAGAGCAUGAGAUGACACCUGAAGAGCUUGAAGCCGAAAUUCCAUACGACGAGUACUUGUACAGCAACGAGGGCCGAAGACUGAAAAAGGAUUCUGAGGCCGAGCUACGGGCCAACAAAACACGAGGACAUGGAAGCACUCGUGGAGCUCAUAAGCGUGAAGAAGUGGAGAACAAUAUGAUCUACUACGAGGGCUCGCCCACUGGCAUGGAGCGACUCAAAGAUCUGUCUGCAGAAGACAUGAAGUACGUUGGUCCUGAUGGGUCAUUAAUUUUGGAGAAGCUUGGAGAGUCUGGAGAAGAUCGAGACGAGCCGAUUAUUCCUGUGCGAGAGAUUGCGUAUCGUGUGCCGUACUCUGUUGAGGGGUACCGGAAUCGGCAAAGGGUGUUUGAAGGGUUUGAUCCCGAUGCGUCGAACCCGACAUCUCAGUUUACUGAUGUGAAAAUUGUGAAACUGGAAUCAGGUAAAGGUGGUGAUGGGAAAGUAUCGUUUUUCAGGGAUGCUGGGCGAUCCAAGGGUCCACCUGAUGGAGGCGAUGGUGGUGAAGGUGGGUCUGUUUAUAUUCAAGCGGUAGAGGGUGAGACUUCAUUGCAUAAGAUCCGGUACCAUUAUAAGGCAGAAGAUGGCAAAGGUGGAUCAAUGACACAGUUGAAUGGCCGAUCCGGGAAAGAUUUGCUGUUGCAGGUUCCAGUGGGAACAGUGGUACAUUGGAUUCCAGAUCCCAAGGAAACUUUUGAGAGAUGGAAGACACACCAGAUUGAACAAGCGUACGAAGCUAAUAAGAAGAAAAAUAGCGCCAAGGACAAUGAUGACGAAGAGGAUGUGGAUAGUGAUGUUGUUGAUGGACUGUUUCAAAGCGAAGAGGACAAAAAGAAUGGUGUGUGGCUGAAUAAUCAGUUAUACGUCAAGGUACCAGUUGUUCAAGAGAAGUAUGACCCUGUUCCUCUUGGGAUUAAACUAAAUCGGCAUGUAUACAAUGAUGGUGAGGGGUGGUUGUUCAAGGAUAAGGGUGAAGCGUAUCACUUUGAGCGAGAGUAUUUUUUGGCACUAAGAGCACGAGUUGCUCGGUUUGAUCGCGGUGCGCGAGCACAAGAAGAGGCCGAGGAUUAUUUCCCACUGGAUGGACUUGAUUUAAGCAAGCCGACGCCGCCGAUUUUGUUAUUACGCGGAGGCAAAGGCGGACUUGGCAAUAUGCACUUUUUGACUCAAAUGAUUCGAAAUCCUCGGUUUGCGAAGCGGGGGCGAGCUGGAACCGGUGGGUUUUUCCUGUUGGAAUUAAAACUGCUUGCAGAUUUGGGAUUAGUUGGGUUGCCAAAUGCAGGUAAGUCAACUUUGUUGCGAGCGAUUUCGCGGGCACGGCCACGGGUGGGGCAUUGGGAGUUUACAACAUUACGGCCAACUAUCGGGACAGUUGGGCGGGGGAUUGCACAACCUGCAUUUACGGUUGCGGAUAUUCCAGGAAUUGUGAAGGGAGCUCGACGGGAGAACCGCGGCAUGGGGUUGGACUUUCUGCGGCAUAUUGAAAGGUCUGGUGGUCUUGUUUUUGUAGUAUCUCUUGAGGAGAAACUGAAGCAGCAGCAACAGAAACAGAAACAGAAACUUGAGGAAGAUCAGUCUGCAGAAGAAGUUGAAGCAGCUGCUGCGGAAGAAAGCUUAUCCGAAUAUAGUGGUGAUAAUGAGUCUAGCGUUAGAGACUUGGAGUUGCUUGUUGACGAAGUAGGAGAGAGGAGAAUGCGUGGGAAGAAAGUUCUUGUUGUUGCAACCAAGGCAGAUUUGGAGGGGAGCGAGGCACGGUUCCGAUCUCUUGUUGGGUACUGUAAAGCUCGAGGAUGGCAGGUAGUUCCAUGUAGUGGGAUGCGUAAAGAGAAUAUUGAGCCGGUGAUUAGGGCCAUGGGCGGGAUAAUUACGGCGUGA
Magnusiomyces paraingens is the source of this 2181-nucleotide messenger RNA. RefSeq lists its product as uncharacterized. The record is from RefSeq and is a predicted model, not a curated record. NCBI's taxonomy places the organism in Eukaryota, Fungi, Ascomycota, Dipodascomycetes, Dipodascales, Dipodascaceae. The transcript has a single exon. Gene Ontology annotation, cellular component: mitochondrion. Gene Ontology annotation, molecular function: GTPase activity; GTP binding. The coding region runs from base 1 to 2181 and encodes 726 amino acids.